Scaptodrosophila lebanonensis is the source of this 1065-nucleotide messenger RNA. RefSeq names its product putative tricarboxylate transport protein, mitochondrial. NCBI's taxonomy places the organism in Eukaryota, Metazoa, Arthropoda, Insecta, Diptera, Drosophilidae. The record is from RefSeq and is a predicted model, not a curated record. The transcript is spliced from 5 exons. Bases 13 to 921 code for a protein of 302 amino acids. Gene Ontology annotation, biological process: mitochondrial citrate transmembrane transport.
UUACAAACAUAAAUGGAGUUCCGCGAAGGCCAAAAGAUACGCCCAGUUGCAAGCGGCGGCAAAGGACUAAAGGGUAUAGUGGCGGGCGGCAUUACGGGAGGUAUUGAAGUUAUGAUUACUUAUCCCACUGAGUUUGUGAAGACCCAACUGCAGCUGGAUGAGAAAGGCAAAGCUAAGAAGUAUACGGGAAUAGUGGACUGUGUGGCGAAAACUAUUAAAGAGCGCGGCUUCUUUGGCUUAUACCGUGGUCUAAGCGUCCUCCUCGUAGGCAGCAUUCCCAAGUGUGCCGUCAGGUUCGGCGGCUACGAGUUCUUCAGCCAUCUAUUGCAGAAUGACGAUGGCAGCAUACCAACAUCACGCCGAUUUCUGGCGGGCAUGUGUGCAGGCAUAUCCGAAGCAUUUUUGGCAGUGACCCCAAUGGAAACAGUUAAGGUGAAGUUUAUAAGCGACAUGCGCAGCGGCAAUCCGCAGUACAAGGGCCUAAUACAUGGCGUCGGAAGGAUUCUCAAGACAGAAGGUAUUGGCGGCCUGUACAAGGGCUUGCCGGCCACAGUUGUCAAACAGGGCUCUAAUCAGGCCAUACGAUUUGCUACGCUGUACUCCCUUAAGGAUUGGUACACCGGUAAAGAUCCGAUGGUUACAGUGCCAAAGCCACUGGUUGGCGCAUUUGGCGCUAUAGCCGGACUGGCCUCUGUGCUGGGGAACAAUCCAGUGGAUGUUGUCAAGACGCGCAUGCAGAGCAUUGAAGCGUCCAAAUACAAGGGCAGCUGGGAUUGCUUCUUUACAACUUUACGCGAGGAGGGUCCAUUCGCAUUCUAUAAAGGCACCUUACCACGCCUUAGUCGAGUUUGCAUCGACGUAGGCAUUACUUUUAUGCUUUACGAUACCAUUAUGGAUAUAUUUAAAAAAGUUUGGCGAUAAGAAGACGCAAUUCAAUUCCUUUAGGGCAAAGUUUAACACAACAGACAGCAUGCCUACCUCUUCGAGUUCCAGAAUCUGUUUGCGCAAGUUGUCCACCUUCUGAGCGCUGAUCAACUGCAAAUAGAUGGAUAAUGAUUUAGUGCC